This is a messenger RNA of Nymphaea colorata (pocket water lily), 2014 nucleotides long. RefSeq names its product phosphatidylinositol N-acetylglucosaminyltransferase subunit A. Gene Ontology annotation, molecular function: phosphatidylinositol N-acetylglucosaminyltransferase activity. The record is from RefSeq and is a predicted model, not a curated record. Gene Ontology annotation, biological process: GPI anchor biosynthetic process. NCBI's taxonomy places the organism in Eukaryota, Viridiplantae, Streptophyta, Magnoliopsida, Nymphaeales, Nymphaeaceae. Gene Ontology annotation, cellular component: glycosylphosphatidylinositol-N-acetylglucosaminyltransferase (GPI-GnT) complex. The coding region runs from base 218 to 1552 and encodes 444 amino acids. The transcript has 10 exons.
CCCUUUUUCCCGCUCCAUUGACAGCAGAGGGAAAACUUCCCCGGCCAUGGUGGUUUUGGAUCUGCCUAGCACUGCUUCCUACGGCGACGGAAUGCUGCCGAUGGAGCAUUUAUCCUGCGGCGAAAGUCGACGGCGUAUACUUCCAUCACUCCUCCGUCUUCAUAAAAUUAAGGUCUAGGUGUCCCAACCUCGUACAGGAACUCUUCCCGGACGUACAAUGGAUGAACCAACCAAGCAUAGGGUUCUGAUGGUGUCAGAUUUUUUUUUUCCUAACUUUGGUGGUGUGGAGAGCCAUAUCUACUAUCUCUCGCAAUGCUUGCUUGAGCUUGGACACAAGGUGGUAGUGUUGACACAUGCCUAUGGAUCACGUUCUGGUGUUCGGUAUAUGACUGGUGGUUUAAAGGUCUAUUAUAUACCUUGGAAGCCAUUUCUGAUGCAAAACACACUGCCCACAUUUUACGGGACCUUUCCAAUUUUAAGAACAAUACUCAUUCGUGAGAGAAUAUCCAUAGUGCACGGGCAUCAGGCAUUCUCAACUCUUUGUCACGAGGCUUUAAUGCAUGCAAGAACGAUGGGCUUUAAGGUCGUGUUUACUGACCAUUCGCUAUGUGGAUUUGCUGAUAUUGGGAGCAUCCACAUGAACAAGGUACUGCAAUUCACUUUGGCAGAUGUUAGUCAGGCCAUAUGUGUGUCUCACACAAGCAAAGAGAAUACAGUCCUGCGCUCAUGCCUGCCCCCAGACAAGGUGUUUGUGGUACCCAAUGCUGUGGACACGGCUAUGUUCAAGCCUGCUAAAGAGAAACUCAGUAAUGACAAGAUUAUUAUUGUCGUUGUCAGCAGACUAGUUUAUCGGAAAGGGGUGGAUCUGCUAGUUGAGGUUAUACCAGAAGUCUGCCGACUGCACCCUAAAGUUUAUUUUAUAAUUGGAGGAGAUGGGCCUAAACGUGUAAGAUUGGAAGAGAUGAGGGAGAAGCACUCUUUACAAGACAGGGUUGAAAUGUUGGGAGCAGUACCACAUGCACAAGUUCGAUCUAUCCUUGUUCGUGGUCAUAUUUUCUUGAAUAGUUCCCUUACUGAAGCUUUUUGCAUAGCAAUUCUAGAAGCUGCUAGUUGUGGCCUGCUUACAGUCAGCACAAGGGUUGGAGGUGUUCCAGAGGUUCUACCAGACGACAUGAUUGUGCUUGCAGAUCCCAUACCUGGUGAAAUGGUUGAUGCAGUAAGUAAAGCCAUCAAGAUGCUUCCAGAGAUAGAUCCAUAUUCCAUGCACAGCCGGGUGCAAAAGUUAUACAGUUGGCACGAUGUAGCAAGGAGAACAAAGAUUGUUUAUGAUUCAACAUUGAACUGCAGUUCUGGAAAUCUUCUAGAACGCCUAUCACGGUACUACAGAUGUGGCGCUUGGGCAGGAAAACUCUUUUGUUUGGUUAUGAUUCUAGAUUUUUUGUUGUGGUGUUUCUUAGAACUAUGGCAGCCAUCAGAUGAUAUAGAAAAGGUUCCAGAUAUUCUUCCUUCUCAAGAACACUGGCAUUUAGAUGGGAAUGCAACCAGUGACUGAAUAUGUAGCUAAAUGGCAGAUCAAACAUGCGAUUCAUCAAUCAUCAAAGAGGAAGCUCCUGGGAAAUGGAUGCUAUUUUCAUCAUUCACAUGUAUUCGUUUCUAUGCUGAUUCACAUUCAAACAUAUGGAAACCUUAGGGUUCCCCGAGCCAUUUUCUACAGGUCAAGAACUAUCAACCAGAUGCAUCUACAUGGACUUUUGGAUUGACUUUGAAUCACUCUCACAUUGAGGAAAUCCUCCAAACUGACAAUUGGGCUUAAUUUUUGUCUGGCAGUGAUGAUCUCUGCAAGUUCUGAAUGCCACACGCUUGCUGCAAUUUGAACAUUGUGAAAGUGCUUCCGUCUUGUUGCAGCUUGCUGCUUGGACAUUCAUGUGACAUUUCGAAAGUUGUACCAUCUCGUUUACUUGUAAAAGUGUUGUACUUGGCAAUUUUGUUUAUGAUAAAAAUGCACUCUUUGCUA